UUGCUGAUUGCUACCAAAAGAAAUAUUUCUUAUAUUAUUCCGUGUACAACAGGCCAAGUUGCACUGUCUUGCCAGGUCGAAAACAACAUGCAACUGCCAUAACAUCACAGAGCACGUGCACGUCGUCACUCGUGUUUACAAAUUCUUACCGGUGUAAAGUAAUUGGGUGUAGCAAUCCACGAGGUUCUUUUAGUUUUGGUGUUGAACUCAGCAAGUAAUUAUGCCGGACGAGGAAGUGGUUUCAGCGUUUGCAGCAUACGGACAAAAGAAAAAGAAGAAAUCAGCAGGCAAACCAAAAGCGGCUCAACCUCCAAGUGUGCAAAAUAAAGUUCAGAAAGCAACUAACAAGGCUACCAAUGUAAAUACUAAUAAACAAAAGCCAAUAGCGAAUGGAGUGAAGAAAGGUGCAAAGAAGGGAAAGCAGAAGCAAAAAGUGCAAAAAUCCAAACAGGACACGGACCAAGUUGAGCUCCAACAAGAGCCAGCCACCCCGACUCAAAGCCCAGUGUCAAGCAAAAAAAGGAAGAAUAGUCCUAAGCAAGACGCAGAGAUAGAAACACCUAAGGGACAAGGAAAACGCCAAAAACUAUCUAAACUAAAUGGAAAAACUCCUCCCGAAGCGAAACAUAAAUCUAUGGGCGACCCUCUAGUAAGUCGCCUUACAACGGAGAUAAGUAGUCAAGAAGCGUCAACCUCUUCCAAGACUGAAGAUCCCCCAACCAAUGACAGCAUCGAGGACGCAAAGUCAGUUUUCAGUUGGGUCAUUUCGCCCGUUGACUUCGACAGCUUUUUUGAGAAAUUCUGGGAGAAAAAACCGUGUCUGAUCCAACGCAAUGAUCCAUCCUACUUUUCGAAACUCAUUUCAUGCGCCGUCAUCGACCAAAUGUUGAUCAACAACCAUAUUGAGUUUACGAAGAAUAUCGAUAUUACAUCCUACGAGAAUGGUGUUCGAGUAACCCUCAAUCCGGAAGGACGUGCAACGCCCCCAGUAAUAUGGGGUCAUUAUGAAGAAGGAUGCAGUAUUCGGUUGUUAAAUCCGCAAACUUUUAUUCAACCUAUUUAUGCAAUGAACGCAACACUACAGGAUUUCUUUCACUGCAUGGUAGGGACUAAUGUAUACUUAACUCCUCCAAACAGUCAAGGUUUUGCACCGCAUUACGACGAUAUCGAAGCAUUCGUCCUUCAGAUUGAAGGCCAAAAACGAUGGAAACUGUAUAACCCAAGGAAUUACCAGGAAACUCUUGCUCGUUUCUCAUCGCCUAAUUUCACUCAAGACGAAAUCGGCGAACCAAUCCUCGAUGAGGUUUUAAAACCUGGCGAUGUAUUAUAUUUCCCCCGAGGAACAAUUCAUCAAGCAUGUACUCAACCAGGAUAUCAUUCCCUACAUGUAACCCUUAGCAUGUACCAAAAACACUCUUAUGCGGAUUUAUUCGAAAUUUUAGUUCCGAAAAUGAUAUCACGAGCAAUACAAGAAGAAGUUGACCUUCGGCGCGGUCUACCAUUAAAUAUCUGGCAGAAUCUGGGAAAAAUAUACAUGGGUGAUGAGGAAUAUACCCAGGAACGUGACGAAAUCCUUGCAAAAUGUGAAAAGCUAAUGCAAAAAGUAUUACGACAUGCGGACCUUGACGAAGCUGUUGACCUAAUGGCGAAAAGAUUUCAGCACGAUGCUUUACCACCAGCACUAACAGCUGCCGAGAAAAGACGAACCAUAUUCGGGGCUAAGACUAGUGUUGACGAAAAUGGUGCUGUAGAGUAUGACUACGAAAUCACUUUGGACACACAUGUACGUUUGAUACGCGCCAACGUGCUGAGAGUCGUUGAAGAAGAGGAGUCAAUACGCAUUUAUUACUAUGUUGAUAACUCAAAAGAGUAUCACGAAUACGAACCUAACUUCAUAGAAAUAGAACCAGAAAGUGUGGAAAUUGUUAAACAGCUUGUGAAAGAAUACCCCGAAUACAUAUGUACAAGUGAAUUAGAAGCGCAAAGCGAUGAUGUAAAAUUGUCAGUCGUUCAGGGGCUUUAUGAACGGGGUUUAUUGAUGGUUGAUGAGCCAAUGGCUUGAUAGUCAUGAUAAGGACAUUAAACAGUGUUAAUCCCAAUGUCGACCACGUGUUUUACUUUUUAUUCAAUAAAGACUGUACAAAAUAUA
This is a messenger RNA of Hermetia illucens (black soldier fly), 2149 nucleotides long. It is a transcript of the gene NO66, whose product is annotated as bifunctional lysine-specific demethylase and histidyl-hydroxylase NO66. The record is from RefSeq and is a predicted model, not a curated record. Gene Ontology annotation, cellular component: nucleolus. Gene Ontology annotation, molecular function: histone H3K4 demethylase activity; histone H3K36 demethylase activity. NCBI's taxonomy places the organism in Eukaryota, Metazoa, Arthropoda, Insecta, Diptera, Stratiomyidae. The transcript is spliced from 3 exons. Bases 221 to 2062 code for a protein of 613 amino acids.